CAAAACAUAACUUGGGAGGAACAAGACAAGCGCGGGAACACAGAAAAAGAGACAAAAGGGGGUAAAAGACACAGUUUUGAACAAGACAAAAGGGAGAGCAAGACAAAGAAGGAAGGACUACAAAAGGGCUCAGCGACUCACAUCAGUUCUUUCAGCAAGUUCCAAGGUUCAGUAACAGGUACUUCAAUUUACGCGAUGAGUCUUGAAGUCUUCUUUGUGCUGUUUGCCAGUGUUUGCCAAGUGCAACAAGCAACAUCUUGGGGCUACAGUGGAAGUGAAGGCCCAGCAAACUGGUAUAAAAGCUAUCCAACCUGCAACAAGAGGCGCCAGUCACCGAUCCAUCUGCUAGAGUCCGAAGCAAAUUACAAGAGUUUCAGCCCUUUCCAAUUCACUGGCUAUGGCCUAACUUCAUCCUCCAACUUCCAACUAGAAAAUAAUGGACAUACUUUACAGAUGUCUUUGAAAAAUUGGAAUGGGAUGUCCGUUCGCGCUUUCGGUAAGAUUUUCAGGCCAUGGCAGAUUCAUUUUCAUUGGGGAGCAACCGACAGUGUUGGCUCGGAGCAUUCAAUGAAAUAUCAAAAUUCGCAUCUCCAUCCGGGUGAGAUGCAUUUUGUUCACGUGAAUACAGCCUACGACAAUGUGUCUGUUGCACUUACCAAAUACGAUGGCUUGAUGGUAUUCGGUACGGUUAUGGAGAUCGAUCCAAACGGCAAAAAUAACUCGUUUAUUAGCAAGCUGACUCCUUUCUUGUCGAAUAUCACCCUGGGAAAAACAAAAGUGGAAAUACAGCCAUUUCCUUUGAACGAUGCGUUCAUGGUCCCCAACAACACCUUCUACCAUUACAAUGGAUCCCUUACAACUCCACCUUGUAGUGAAGCGGUUCAGUGGGUUGUCUUUACAAAGGAAAUUACUAUCUCCCAUGCACAGAUGACGGAUUUCAGAAAGCUGCUUCACCAUAAAACCAUGAAGCCGGCAAAUGAAACGGAAUACCUUAGCAACAAUUAUCGUCCUAUUCAACAAAGAAACGGUCGAACCAUCUACCGCUCUUUCAAACAAAGCCCAAGUAGCGCAGUCUCGAUUCAGUUAUCAUUCUGCGCGUUGAUGGUAAUCUUAGCCUCGUUUCUCUACCUAAAGAUGGAAUGAUGUUGCUGCAGGAGAUAGGAAAAGAGCAAUGGAAGACAUGAAAUUAAACUUUAAUCGACAUGAGGCGUUGUGUAAAAUUCGUUUUCAUACCUUUAGAAGUGUAUCAUGGUAAUUAAUAUCACUUUUUUCAUUUUUUUAAUCUUAUAUUUGUUAGCUUUUGCCAUUAUUUUGAUAACAUUCAGUUUGUAUAUCUCUCAUUAUUGUUUAACGAUAAACUCGAUAAUCUU
Molecule: messenger RNA, 1370 nt
Organism: Rhopilema esculentum
Lineage: Eukaryota; Metazoa; Cnidaria; Scyphozoa; Rhizostomeae; Rhizostomatidae
Product: carbonic anhydrase 7
Cellular component (GO): plasma membrane
Molecular function (GO): zinc ion binding; carbonate dehydratase activity
Source: RefSeq, a predicted model, not a curated record